AUGGAGGAGGAGAAACAGAGUCGUCAUCAUCAUCAUCAUUUCGUGCUGGUCCAUGGAGCUUGCCAUGGAGCUUGGUGUUGGUACAAGGUUGUUCCUUUACUGAAACAAGCUGGCUAUAAAGUGACCGCUCUCGACUUGGGCGCUUCUGGGAUCCAUCCAAAGCAGGUUACCGAGAUGGGUUCGGUCUCGGACUACCUCGCGCCGCUGAUGGAGUUGAUGGCUUCCUUAACAGGAGGAGAAGAGAAGGUGAUCUUAGUUGGACAUAGUAUGGGUGGUGUUGCGAUAUCUGUAGCAAUGGAAAUAUUUGCAGAGAAAGUAUCUGUUGCAGUGUAUGUAGCGGCUAUUAUGCCAGCUCCUCAUCCCGGUGUCGGCUACUCUUUUCCAAGAGAAGAGUGUCUCAAGCGAAUGGAUUUCAUGGAUAGCCACUUCUCAUUCCACAAUGGUCCUGAAAAUCCUCCGACCAGCAUGCUGUUUGGACCAAAGCUGAUGUCAACUAAAUUGUACCAGCUCUCCCCACCUGAGGAUUUAACACUGGGAAUGAUGCUAAUACGACCCUGCCCUCUCUUCAACGAUGAGGAAACAGAAGCUGAAAUAGCCCUGACAAGCGAGAAAUUUGGAUUGGUUCCUCGAGUUUACGUCGUCUGUGAAGCAGACGAAAUUUACAAGCCGGAUCUGCAGAGGUGGAUGAUCGAGAACAACCCAACUGACGAUGUCAAGCCCAUAUCUUCAGCUGAUCACAUGGCUAUGUUCUCAAAACCACAUGAGCUCUGCACUUACCUUUUGGAGCUUGCCAGCAAGUAUACUUGA
This is a messenger RNA of Linum tenue, 807 nucleotides long. Lineage: Eukaryota; Viridiplantae; Streptophyta; Magnoliopsida; Malpighiales; Linaceae. The record is from the annotation of a GenBank genome assembly.